AGGAGAGGAAAGAGGCAGAUAAGUUAUGGACAUCACUGAUGGGUUUAGUUCCCAAAAUGAAUCUGUGUAGCACACGCAGAAUAUAAUCUCCACACAUACUCUCCAGCCCAGGCAGCUAUACAAUUACACCUAUAUUUAGAUUAAUAGGCCAUUUCGGCCUGUUGACCACGCCCACCGUGAUUAAGUGAGUGGGAAGUCGAAACCGGAAGUGGGUGUAGACCGAGUACAGUGAAGCCACAGAGCGGAACAGAUGGCCUCCAAAUUUCUUCAGAGGUUACGGUCAUCACCUCUAAAGGAGGAGAGAGGCCCUGGUCCCCUAGAAGAACCUCCAGAGAGUGCUGAGCUAGUGGAUGACACAGAAGGACUGUCCCUUCGACUGAGUGGAACUCUCAGCCUAAGUGAAGACAGCCUUGCCUCCCAAGAGAGUGAUGGAAUGGGUACCAGUUAUUUGGGAUCAGAUGGGCACGGAGAAAGCAAAGCCCAGGGUGAAAAUAACUCACAUACAUUUUUGACCAAGCAACUAAGAGAAAUGUGGGAGCAUUCCCGAGAUGCUCGUAUUCCCAUAAGGCUGACUUUUGAAGUGACAGAUGCAAAUAUUGUGCAGGAUGCCCAUUCCAAGUAUGUGGUAUACAACAUUUUCUUGUUGCAAACUGGGCAGUAUGAUCCUUCUCCUGCCUAUAUCUCCUGCCGAUAUUCUGACCUGUAUCACCUAAGGAGGCACCUACUUGCACUUUACCCUUCGGAAAUGAGAGGUGUUUCCUUUCCUCGUAAAAGAGUUCGUAAAAACUUCACUCCUGAGACAAUUGCCAAGCGCAGUCGUGCCUUUGAGCAGUUUCUCUGCCAUGUGUCUUCUCUGCCUGUUCUACGCACAUCUUCUCCAUUCCUGAAUUUUUUCUACCUUAGAGACAUAGAGAAGGCACAGGCACUGACCUGCGCAGGACUCUACAAGCUAGCGCUUCCCAUCUGGACCAACAGUUGGUGUCUACAAGAAAAGCUCUGUCCCCCUGGGCCCUCUAAACAUAGACUGUUAGUGCUGGCAGGGCUGGUGGUUUGUCAUCAGGAGAUGGAUACACUGGAGGAGGCUCAGACAUUCAGUGAACGGGCUGUAGCCUUAAUACAGGAUUCACAGGACAAGCACAGUUCUCUGCUAGUGCCCUUCCUUAAUGCACACAUCCAGCUUUCAUGGAGAGUGGGUAUUGACAAAAGAGAGGCUGAAGCUUUAUUGCAGAGGCUGCAGGAAACUGGGCACUACACUAAUAAAGUACCCAGUCUUAAGGAGUUUCUCGUUAAAGAAACAGUCGGUUGAUUAGGAAAUGCACCAAAGCAAACAGUGCAGUGUAUCUUGUGCCUACAUCUUGCUCUUGGAUGGAUCUUGUCGCACACGGAAAACUCCUUCCUGGGCACAUGUGACAGCCAGGACACCAUCUCUGCGCCACAGACGGCCUUGUACAAGCCCAC
This is a messenger RNA of Xenopus laevis (African clawed frog), 1458 nucleotides long. RefSeq names its product sorting nexin family member 21 S homeolog (gene snx21.S). The coding region runs from base 251 to 1306 and encodes 351 amino acids. The record is from RefSeq and is a predicted model, not a curated record. Gene Ontology annotation, cellular component: early endosome membrane. Lineage: Eukaryota; Metazoa; Chordata; Amphibia; Anura; Pipidae. The transcript has 5 exons. Gene Ontology annotation, biological process: protein transport. Gene Ontology annotation, molecular function: phosphatidylinositol phosphate binding; phosphatidylinositol binding.